CUCUCUUUCAUUUUCUGUGUUGUGUAAGUCAAGAGAUAGAUUCUCUUGACAGAGGAAAAGGAAAAGUGGAAAAGGUUGAAGAACAAAUGGAAGCGAUCAAGAGCUGUUUCAGAGACAAGGAUGCAAAGGUGGAGGAGAUGAAGCAGCGAGUUGGAGCUCUGGAGAACUCUGUUGCAGAAGCAGAGAAGAAGAAGAGCUUCUGGGCUAUGGUUUCA
This is a messenger RNA of Linum tenue, 215 nucleotides long. The record is from the annotation of a GenBank genome assembly. Lineage: Eukaryota; Viridiplantae; Streptophyta; Magnoliopsida; Malpighiales; Linaceae.